AUGUCCCGCUACGGCAAUCUUAUCUCUUCUUCUAUCCCGCAUCACCACCACCAGCAACACUCGGCACAGACCUCUCAACGCCCGCCAAGUGGUUCUAGGUCCUCGCUAUCUUCCAGAGAUGACCUCUCUUCUCAGCGUUAUGUCUUGGCCCAACCGGAUGGCGUUCAGCCUCUGACUGAUCAGAAAACCGCUAGCAACGAAUACAUAUACCCUGACUUUUUCCCAUGGCGGAAAACCGCGCAGGAAGACGACAUUGUCGUUAAACACCUCCACAAGGGCUAUGCUGUCCCUCCUCACUUUGUCGAUGAAUACCUAUCUGCUCGCAACCCAAUGACUUCCAUUCUCCACCAAGCUCCAUCCGUACUCGCUCUUUCUUAUCUCAUGUCUAACGCUAUGAAGGUCCGCGAACGUGCGCACCGCUUCACCUCUUCUUCUACCUUCAAGCCACCACCUCGAUUCACUCUAACCGAACAAAAAAAAGAAGCUUGGCUUCGCGACCUGGCGAAUCCCACAAUUCCACUUCGCAAGCUUUCACGUACAAUCCCACACGGAACUCGCAAUAGGUCGCUUCUCGAGCAGUGCUGCAACAAAAAUAUUCCAAUAUCCCGAGCUGUCUGGUUUGCCCGUUGUGUAGGCGCUAACGAACUACGAGGACUUAAACGAAAAGGCGCAGCUGCUGUGGCUUCUUCAACAGGAUCUUCAUCUUCUUCAUCUUCUAUAAACCCUCAGUCUUCUGAAGCUGCUUGGAUCCGCGAAUGGACCGAACAAGUCACCGAGUACAUUGAAAAAAUAAUACGGGAUUUCCCGUCAAAAUCAAGACAGCAACAAUCACAACAGCCCAUUACCAUUACCACCGCCACUACCACAACAACAAUACUAACUUCAUCAUCUCCUAAUGAAACUUCCGCACCUUCUCCACAUAUCAUGACUUAUUCAUCUCCAUCUCCUUCUGCAAGGCCUAUUGUGGCUUCUCCAUCAACUUCAUCUCCAAGUGCUUCUUCUCCUUCUUCUAUACGUCCAACUACAUCCUUCACUUCUCUAAAACAGCAACCACCACUACCAUUACCACUACCACCACCAGCCACAACGUCAUGGAAAGCUAAACUAGAAUACAUGCUGCGUCUCUCUGAAUACCUCUUUGCUGAAGACCUCUUAGAUAAAUCUCUUUUCCUCAAAUGGUGUAUUUCUUUUUUUGAGUUUUGCAGUAUCCAGGAACUCCCAUCAGCACUUCUCUUCCUUAAACCCUUUUGGAACAGUAUCCUCCGUUCUCCAGCUCUUUCAAGAACUCUUGCUCUCGCUCUUUUUAAACGUUAUGCAGCUGUCUCUAAAGAUCUCGAGCUCGCGCACCACCCCGUUUGCAUCUACAUCCUAUCUCAAAUAGCAGAUUAUGUCAAAACCCUCUUUAUUCUUACCCCAGACAUAUUCGUCAUUCCAGCCCAUUGGAAAUCAAUAGGCCCAGUUCUUUCCCAAAUCCUAAAAUCAAACUCUUCCCCAAUGCACGGGAAAGAACUUGAAGAACUUUUUACUUUUAUAUCCACCCGCAACGAAAACCUCAUUAUUGCAGACUCCUCUCAUGUAAGGGCUCUGCGAAAUCCCCAUUUCCUCGUCAUUGACGCUCUCGAUCGUGCUACUCUCCCUUUUGACUGGCAUGCCAUUUCCCAAAUCGUCACUUCUAACAACCUCUCCGAGCACAAUAUACUUCACACAGCAUUUGAAUGGGCUACCACCACUUCCCGCAUCGGAUCUGGGCGUUUAUAUGCAUGUCUUUCUCUCGUUUCGUACUGGCGAAGCCCACCAUACCAAUGGGACGUUUCCUCUGCCUUUAUGGACUUUUUGGAAUCAAUUAAAAGUGCCUCCGAUUACGACAUGAACAAUGUGUACGAUCUCAUCACAGAGUUUUUGGACCGCGAUUGGUUCUGCAUUUCGACCUACCUGCGACGUCUAAUUUCCUCGGGUGUUCUUUUCAUACCGCGAAUGCGCAGCCUGGCCCAAGCACAGUUCCAAAUUGUAGCCAAUCUGCCUGCCCAAUUUUUCCCAACUGACGUUCGGAACCAGCAAAUCAUGCUACUAAAAAGUCUCGAUCUUUACGAUGACCAUGCAGAAACUUUAAAAUUACAAAACGUGUCACAACUUUUGCUGAACAACCUCGAUUUCUUAUCACCAGAUUAUCUACUCUUUGAUUCUUACGAAUCUCGCGAAUAUAAUGAACUUUCCAGAAUUGUCUGCGACCAAAUCUCGGAACUUACUCGUGGUAGCCAAAUCGAGCUUUCCCUUUGGAUUGUCAAUCUUCUUUUCGAACAACUCGACCGCGGCUUUGUUCCAACAAUUUCUCAAUUCUCCCUAUUGCAAAAUACUUUUGAAGCUUUGAGAGACCCCAAGAGCUUAUAUCGUGCUAUUGAAGCAAUUAUACCAAAAAUAACCUCGAAACCUGACCCUCUCUUUGCCGAUUCUGCGCCUACUUUUCUGGGCUUUUUGGCAACAUCGAUCCGUGAUAAUCUUUUUUCUUUUUCUGCAAUCGCCGAUGUUAAUCAAAUCAUUUACCUACUUGUAGUCCAAUACAAAAGCCUCAAGAAUAACCGCAACAUGCCUAGAGGUCUUUGGGAUUUGGUUCAAUACGCUUGGUACUGCAUCCAACUAUGGUACUCGCAAAAUAGCAGCAAGGUCUACGGAAUCUCCCCCGAUGCAGCCCCCAAUAUCAACAUUGAUCUUCGAAACGAGCUUGAGGAUUUGCUAAAACCAGGAGGCCCGGGCCCAGGAACUGGCCCAAAUGUCCCUGCAAUUAACACUCUAUCACCAAUGUCAGACUUUGUUCCGGAUUCAGUCACUUCCGCAGCAAACAAUGAGCUCAAUGAUCUUUUUGAGUCCGAUGACACGGUCGACUUACAAAACAUGGCGUUUGAUUCCACCUCGGUACCCAAAUACUUCUCUACAGUUAUUUCCAAGUUCCUCGACGCCUGCGGCUAUUCCCAAGAUUCAAAUACUCCCAAACCAUGUGAUCCCAGCGAGAUUCGUCACUACAUUAAAAUACUGCAGCGGUUGCGCGAGGCUGAUGUUGUAACCUUCAACAAGACAUUGGUGAAAUGGCUACUGGAAAAAACUGAAGUGUCUCUAAAGUACCCACUGCCAACAAACCUGGCCUACAACCCACUCGUCAUGAAACGCGUCAUGCUUUUUCUCAUUGUCUAUGACUGUAUCUCCCUCGUGGCUCUUGCAGACAUGUUUUACCAAAGGCAAACCCAGCUCGAGCAUCAGUACUCACAAGCAUUGCAACUGUAUCAGCAGCAGUACGCGCACGCACAUGGACCUGCAGCGUCUACGCAAAACGCCCUUCACCAAAUCCAUUUGCAAAGUCACCAUCUCGACCGCCAAAACUCAAGUGAAGCCCAAGACUUGCAGGACACGCAGCAAGACCCGGCCUCGGACCAAGCGCUGCAGCUCAUCAAACCUGCUGAGCUACCUGCUCUUGGACCGAUGCGUCUACUGCUCGACCUUGUUUCAGUCAAGUUUGUCAAUGACGAGCAGUUCCAGCUCAAGGCUUCUGAGAAACUUGCUCUCAACAUGCACAGACACAUUUUUCAAAGAGCAAAUCCUGUUUUGUAUGUCAAAUUCAUUGUGCACGAAAUUAUUCGAGGUUCCAGUUCAGGCUCCAUGCUCGACGAAAAUGAUGCCUCGUUUUCGGAGAUUUCAUCUUUCCUGCUUUGGCUUUCUAUCGCCGACAUUGACAAGUUCAUCGAAUUUUUCACAGAGCCCAUUAUCAAAUCCGGAAACGAAAGGGCAAUCGAAGUGUCUAACAAAAUUACGGCACACUUGCUUCAAACAACAACCACAACAAAGAUUCCUAAAUCCACGGAAGCUGACAAUAUCACCGACGUGGCCUCAGAACUCGUCAAGCUUGCAGCCAUUUGUAACGAUUUCAACAUUCACCUGUGCCAGGCCCAUUUUCAUACGGUGUUGUACAUUCUUCAGGCCAGAAUCACCAAACCUCUUCCCAACCCGCGACUCCAGCGGAAACCCCAACCCGAGGAGUUUUACGACCAAGCAGUGGCCCAGAUUCUACAGCUUAUUACAGUCAACACAGCACUGAUUGAAAAGUACGAACCCCGCACUAUUGGCGAUAUUAUCGUCCACCUGUCGCUGCCGUUCAAAAGUAGACUACUACACCGUGCAGAGCUUGCUUUUUUCCAAAAAUCACUGGACUAUGAAGACAAUGGCACCCAUUCACAGUUGGCCUAUCUCUUUGAACUCAUCGACGCAAUUGCAGACUCGUCCCAGGUAAACACUCUUGCAACAAACCGGGUAGAGUUUGCAGACUUUUUAGGUCGCAUAGUCAUGGCUGCCGAUUUGUUUUUCCCAACACAAACCCUGUCCAAAAAGGGAAAAGAAGAAAAUGAUGACGAAGAAGAAGAAGAAGGCCCCAUGCGCAAAUCGAUUUUGCUUCUUGGGAAAAUCAUUAUGAUUCACAGCACAGCACUGGCCAGUGCCGAAGACUCGCGCGGGCUUGUCGGAAUGAUACUUUCUGGACUUGCGCGACUCUUGCACUCGCAGUAUAUACAACAUGACAAGAAAAACCUUUCCGGGUUUCUUUUAGAUGUGGCCAAUGCAGUGCGAACCUCUGCCACCGGACUCAGCACAGCCAGCAACAGUGGUCCUGGCGCUGAUGACGACGCGCACCCGGACGUUUGCAGCCGCCAGGGCAGCACUGUCAGCAGUCCUGCAGCCACCGUUGGCGGGGUGACUCCUGGUGCGACCUCGGCCGUAGUAAACCCAGGACUUUCAUCACGGUUUGGCAUAGACCCGUCGUCGGUAGCUAACUCGCCAGUCGCAUCUGGACCAGGUGCAGGAACAGCAAUGCCUUUGUCUGCAAACACUACGUCCAACAGCUCUGCUAACACACCUGCGCGGCGCAUGUCGCUUUCUAUGUCAGCGGGCAGCGCAGUAAUGGCAUCAGGAUCGGGUACUGAGAUGAUGUUUCUAGACGGCAGCGACAGCGGUCAUGGGUCUGUUACUGGGGGCCCGCCAGACCGUGGGGUUUAUGCGCUCGAGCGGCAGUACCAGCAGCAAGAACUUUUGCGGCGACUGUACUUGGAAGAAGUUAACAACCACGACACGUAUCUUGCGGAUCUGAUGCUGUUUCAUCGUGCGACCAACCGACGCUCGGAAAUGAAUGUGCGCGCGUUUGAUUUGCUGGAAGAUAGCAGCACCAAGAUGCAAGCUAACGAUGUGGCUAUUAAUCUGCAACUGUUUGAUGGCAUUGUGGAAAAGUCCAAUCCCAAGUAA
This is a messenger RNA of Magnusiomyces paraingens, 5277 nucleotides long. RefSeq lists its product as uncharacterized. The record is from RefSeq and is a predicted model, not a curated record. Gene Ontology annotation, cellular component: mediator complex. The transcript has 2 exons. Gene Ontology annotation, biological process: regulation of transcription by RNA polymerase II. Bases 1 to 5277 code for a protein of 1758 amino acids. Gene Ontology annotation, molecular function: transcription coregulator activity. Lineage: Eukaryota; Fungi; Ascomycota; Dipodascomycetes; Dipodascales; Dipodascaceae.